AUGAAGGUUGCUAACCUUCUUCCCAUCUUUGCAUUCCUGUCGCAAGUACCCUUGCCAGAAAGGCCGAACGACUUCGUUGAGGUGUGCGCAGGAGAAGGCAAUCUGUCCUCCGCUUUGCGCAGCAGUGGAUUUCAGGGCAAGGAGUUUGAUGUUAUCUACAGUGGAAACCAUAACCUGAUGAGGACAGUCGGAUUCUUGGCGAUCAUAGCUGCUGUUCGGAACAUCAGGCCAGGCGGCCUAUUGGUGGUAGCUCCACCAUGUAAUACCUGGGUUGUUGUGUCAAGGUCUCAGACUGGCAGGUCUUGGUCAAACCCUGGAGGGAAUCAACGCCCAUGUGUGCAAUGGGCCAACAUCUUUGUUCUUCGACUACUCUACAUACUACUCUAUGCCCAUCAGCGCGGAGCUGGAGCAGCCGAUCUCUUCAGUCUUGUGGCAUUGGCGCCCUAUGCAGCGCUUUUUGGAUUUCACAAAGGCUCAACGUGUUGUAUUUCCAAUGGGCUCUUAUGGGAGUGCUGGUCUACGUUGACAGCUGUUUCUUCCCUGCGGCGUCCUCUAAACAUCCAGCAGCUUCGCCGACUUCUUGACAGGAAACCACUCGUGAAGAAGACCAUUUCGAAGACGGGGAAACCUCAAGUGACAGGCCUCCCAAACCAGUUGAAGCAAAGUGCAGCUUAUCCGUGGGCUUUUGGUUUGGCAGUUGGGGCAUUGCUGAGUCCUGAGGGGUUACCAAACCCUUCAGCAGAGAUGCCAACACAUGGGACUGAGAGAUUUUGUGAAGACGAUCAGGGUGCAUUGGAUGACCUGAUCAAAUACAAUGGCCGAGCCAAAGCAUGGUGGCGGAGCGAUAGAGCUUUUGCGUGUGAGACCUCACCGUGGACAAACAGAGUGGGAGGUGGAUUGUACAUGUAA
Molecule: messenger RNA, 909 nt
Organism: Durusdinium trenchii
Lineage: Eukaryota; Dinophyceae; Suessiales; Symbiodiniaceae
Source: the annotation of a GenBank genome assembly